Molecule: messenger RNA, 657 nt
Organism: Rodentolepis nana
Lineage: Eukaryota; Metazoa; Platyhelminthes; Cestoda; Cyclophyllidea; Hymenolepididae
Source: the annotation of a GenBank genome assembly
AUGGCUGGGAAGGUUGAUGGUAGAUUGUGUGAUUACGGUUCUUCGAUGGAUGAAUCUGGAGAUGAAUCUAAGUCGGGGGGUGUCCUUGAAUCGGUUAAUGACAAGACAGAAACUCCAAAAUAUUCAUUCUCCCAUGAAUCUGAUGAUCAUAAGUCUGUAAAAGAAGGUACGCCUCGAGUUGGUUCCAAAAUCCCUCGUCAGUAUCGCAAAGCUUCACGAAGUUCUUCACGAGAGGGCUCUUCAUUAAAGCGUUCAAAGCACGGGAAUAGUCGUCGUCGUCGAAGCCGGAGUAAAAGUUACAGUCGUAGCCACAGAUCUCACCGUCAUCGCCGUGACUGUCGGCAUCGUCAUAGAAGACGUCGCAGUCGUGAUGAGUCAUCCCACCGAAGGCGACGAAGGCCCAGGUCAUCAUCAUCUGCUUCUCGUUCCUCAGCUUCUCGCAGUAGAUCUCGUGAUCGGCGGUCUUCACGUUGUGAAAGAGAUCGAGAUGGAGCGCUCUCGAGGAAAAUUGUCGGAUCACGCGGCGAACUCGCUAGAGCAAGGGAAUCCGUAAAGCCCGUGGACCCAAUCGCUGCGAGACUAGAAGCUGCUAACAAGGCGUCAGCCAUCAUGGCAUCUGCUUUCAAACCUGGUGAGCUUUUGUCUUUUUGCUGUUGA